This is a messenger RNA of Hevea brasiliensis (rubber tree), 2613 nucleotides long. RefSeq names its product E3 ubiquitin-protein ligase WAV3. The record is from RefSeq and is a predicted model, not a curated record. NCBI's taxonomy places the organism in Eukaryota, Viridiplantae, Streptophyta, Magnoliopsida, Malpighiales, Euphorbiaceae. Bases 240 to 2597 code for a protein of 785 amino acids. The transcript has 3 exons.
CUCUCUCGGUUUUCGUGUUCAAUUUCAUCUUUUGUUAAAAACCCAUUGUCUCUCCCCUUCCAAGAUAGAAGAAAACAGAAAACAAAGAAAGCAGCUUGGCUCAAAGCACUUUGAGAUCUGUCUGUUUUUGUUCGUUCUUGCUUUUGGUUUCUUUGAGUUGUUAAAUUCUACUUCCUGGAUUCUUGCUCUGGUUCUUGAAUCUUUGGAAGAUUUCAAGUUGUGGUUCAAGUUCAAUCAAAAUGGGAAGCAAAUGGAGAAAAGCAAAAUUAGCUUUGGGUUUAAAUCUUUGUGCGUAUGCACCAAGAACUCUAGAGGACUUACCACCACCUGCAAGUGAGAGACUAUCUGAUGCUGCUUUGCUUUCACCUGCAAACUGGGACUCAAGGCCAAUGACACCUACACCAUCUUCACACGGUCUGAGGUUGUCCAAGAGUGGAAGCAAAUCAUCAAAGCAAACCUGCUCAAUAUGCCUGACCAUGAUGAAACAAGGAGGCGGCCAUGCUAUUUUUACUGCAGAGUGCUCACAUUCCUUCCAUUUCCAUUGCAUUGCUUCAAAUGUAAAACAUGGAAACCAAAUUUGUCCAGUUUGCCGAGCAAAAUGGAAAGAAAUCCCCUUGCAGGCUCCCAGUUUGGACCCUUUGCCUGCUAGAGCAUCCAUCAAUGCACUAGGUUGGCCUCAAAAUGAUGCUUUGAUGACUGUCGUCCGAAGGUUACCUCCUCGUCGAGAUCUGAAUCGAAGGCACAUUGUCCCAUUACUUCAGGCUCCUGAGCCAAGUGUAUUUGACGAUGAUGAAUCAUUAGAUCUCCAACCUGUUUUUGCUGAUAGGAGUUCUGGCAAUAAUAAAAAUGCUGCAGAUCACAAUUCUGCUAGAACUAUAGAGAUCAAGAAGUAUCCAGAAGUUUCAGCUGCAUCGCGAUCCAAGUCAUAUGAUAACUUCACUGUCUUGGUCAAUCUUAAAGCUGCUGCUACAAUUAUAAGACAGGAUCCUAGAAGAAACCAGGCUAGCUUGCCUCAAAUCUCGCAAGCUCCUCGUGCCCCAGUUGACCUAGUCACAGUGCUUGACAUCAGUGGUAGCAUGGCAGGUACAAAGCUAGCAUUGCUAAAACGAGCCAUGGGGUUCGUAAUACAGAACCUUGGCUCCAAUGACAGGCUCUCAGUUAUCGCCUUUUCUUCCACUGCCCGCCGCCUCUUCCCCCUCCGUCGAAUGUCUGAUACGGGCCGUCAGCAUGCACUUCAAGCUGUCAAUUCUUUGGUUGCAAAUGGUGGAACUAAUAUUGCUGAAGGCCUGAGAAAGGGAGCGAAAGUAAUGGAAGACCGAAGGGAAAAGAAUCCUGUGGCAAGUAUAAUACUGCUAUCAGAUGGGCAGGAUACUUAUACUGUCAGUGGUUCUGGUGGUAACCAACCUCAGCCAAAUUACUCGUUGCUCCUCCCUCUGUCUAUUCAUGGCAGUGAAACUGCAGGGUUUCAGAUUCCAGUGCAUACUUUUGGCUUUGGUGCAGACCAUGAUGCUUCAUCAAUGCAUUCAAUUUCAGAAAUUUCAGGAGGCACCUUUUCUUUCAUUGAGACUGAAGCUGUAAUACAGGAUGCAUUUGCACAAUGCAUUGGGGGACUUUUAAGCGUUGUGGUGCAGGAGCUGCAGGUGGCAGUGGAGUGUGUGCACCCAAGUAUCCACCUUGUCUCACUGAAAGCAGGAAGUUACCCAAGUCGUGUGAUGGCUGAUGCACGUACAGGGUUUAUUGAUGUCGGAGAUCUUUAUGCUGAUGAAGAGAGGGAUUUUCUGGUUUCAGUCAAUGUCCCAGCUGUCUCUUCUGGAAAUCAAACACCACUAAUAAAGGUGAGAUGUGUUUACAAGGAUCCUUUAACUAAAGAAAUCAAAACAUUAGAAACUGAAGAACUUAGGCUUGAGAGGCCUGAAACAUCUGAAGAAGGAGCAUUGUCAAUUGAAGUCGACAGGCAACGCAACAGACUUCAAGCAGCUGAGGCAAUGUCACAGGCAAAAACUGCAGCUGAGCAGGGAGAUCUGGCUGGUGCAGUUUCUAUCCUUGAAAAGUUCAGAAGGGUGUUGUCAGAAACUAUAUCAGCUAAAUCCCAUGAUCGAUUAUGCAUUGCAUUAGAUGCAGAGCUCAAGGAGAUGCAAGAGAGGAUGGCAAGUAGGCAUGUGUAUGAAGCAUCUGGUAGAGCUUAUAUUCUUUCAGGUCUGAGCUCACAUUCAUGGCAAAGAGCAACAGCAAGAGGAGACUCAACUGAUGGUUCAAGUCUUGUUCAGGCUUAUCAAACCCCAUCAAUGACUGAGAUGCUUACUCGAUCUCAGGCUAUGUUACUUGGUAGUCCAUCAGCUCAGAGGCUUGUCCAGCCAUAUUGGUCAUUUGGAUCACAGCCAAAUCCAAGGAUUAUGCUAUUUUUGGCCAUGUUGAAUCAAGAGUUGCUUCUCUUCUUGCUUCUUUCUCUCAUGCCUGUGCAUAUAUCAUGCAUAUGUAUUGACAGUAGCAUGUGCGUAACAUUUGAUCAUUUGGUUCUCCAUUUGAACAAGAAAAUGGAUUGUACAUCUCCAUUUCUUUGCAUGAAAGUGGGUAAAGAAAUAAAAGAGAGAGGAUAAUGAUUUAUUCUGUUUC